Molecule: messenger RNA, 771 nt
Organism: Drosophila takahashii
Lineage: Eukaryota; Metazoa; Arthropoda; Insecta; Diptera; Drosophilidae
Source: RefSeq, a predicted model, not a curated record
AUGGAUCACCUAGCACAAGUAAUCCAGCAGCUGGAGGAUCUUAAAAGUUUGUUCAUUCGAGAUUGGCCAAAAUAUUGCAAAGAGUACUACUGCCUGGACAAUUUUCUGGAUCUGCAUAAAUGGGACACUCAACUGGAGGAUGUGAAAGUUUACACUCUUCCCAAUCUAGGACUAGGAUUAUUUGUGAUCGUGGAUCGUCAUCAAAUUUUUGUGGUAUUUUUGGAAGCUGAAAGAUCUGAAAGUGUUCUGAAGGAAUCCUUAUUGAAAUUGGACUUCUUUGGCGGCGAACAAUUCGCCUCUAUGCCAAAAAGAUAUUUGACUGUUGCAAAUGAUAUUAUUCAGGAGAAAAAUCUGAAAUUACAACUCGAUAGUAUCACCUAUUCUAUGGUUUUAAGCAAAGAAGAAGCACAAUACUUUCAGGUGGAAGCAACAGUUGGCUUUUCCUUGAAAUCUGUAAGUCUGGACGAUGCUUACGUAAUUAACAACAAUUGGGAAUGGAGUGAACUGAGUGGCAGUCUUUCGUAUAUUCAACGCCAAAUUGUUCAGGAUGGUUUACUGGCAGCCCUGCAAGUCAAACCCAUUUACAAACGUCGAGGUUUUGGCGCUAUGAUUGUGAAAGAAUAUUCCAGAAGAGAGGCUGUGCAAGGACGUGACACAAUCACCGAAGUGGGUUCAGAAAAUAAGGCAUCGUUAAACCUGUUUACAAAAUUGGGCUUUAGGAUCAACGACCAGUGUCAUUGGUUGUACACGGAAGCCCCAAAUGGCGAUUGA